Mollisia scopiformis is the source of this 804-nucleotide messenger RNA. RefSeq names its product RING finger domain protein. Lineage: Eukaryota; Fungi; Ascomycota; Leotiomycetes; Helotiales; Mollisiaceae. The transcript has a single exon. Gene Ontology annotation, molecular function: ubiquitin protein ligase activity. Gene Ontology annotation, biological process: protein monoubiquitination; protein polyubiquitination. The record is from RefSeq and is a predicted model, not a curated record. The annotation marks the transcript as partial.
UCAUCUCGCGCACAUGAUGAAGAUGCAGAGGAGAAUCCUUGUGUGAUCUGUCUCGAGCGCAUCUCCGAACCCGCAACUGCGCAACCAUGUCAACAUUCGAGCUUCGACUUCCUCUGCCUGAUCAGUUGGCUCCAGGAACGAUCUUCUUGUCCCCUAUGCAAAUCUGAAGUAACGACUGUUCACUAUGAUUUUGCUGCCGAAAAUACACACAAGAUUUACGAAGUCACUUCGACAACAAAAAAACAGGAAUUGAAUUCCUCGAGCACAUCGAGACCGCAGAGUCACGAAUACCAGAAUGGGAGAGGACAUCCUUCGGGAAGAGGCUAUGGUGCAAGCAGAAGGGUCAGAGAAUGGGGUCAGCCAAGAACAUUGCCAACUCAAGAUGAAGCUCUCCUGAGGAGAAGAGAGGUUUAUGGAAACCAGCUGUAUUCAUUACAUGUUGGCUCGAAUCGGGUGUCUCGAUUCAAGGAUCUCACGCCGUCCAUUUUUACACGGGAUGUCGAACUUGUUUCAAGGGCAAGGAAAUGGAUACGGCGGGAGCUACAAGUUUUUUCAUUUCUCUCUCCCGACUCGGCAGCCUCAGGGUCAAGUGGCGACAGAAGGGCAAACAAUGCCGAAUUUCUUCUCGAGUAUAUAAUAGCUAUCCUGAAAACGGUCGAUAUCCAAGGCAGUUCGGGGCAAGCAGAGGAGAUGUUGAAAGAUUUCUUGGGCAGAGAGAAUACAAGGCUCUUUCUACAUGAGUUAAGGGCUUGGUUGAGAAGUCCUUUCACAAGUUUAGAAGAUUGGGAUCGAAACGUGCAGUAU